AUGGCGGCACCGGAACAGACACACCUCGCCCCUCAUGGGGCGCCAGUCGGCUCGGUUUCCAUCACGCCUCCUCACAGUGCCAACGGAAAAAAGGAUGCGCCCGAGGGGGUCAAGCAGGAAAAUGCCGAAGCAACCCCUGAGAUUGAGGAAGAAAUUGAACCCGACCAUUUUUAUGGAGGUGGUAAAAUUCCCGUCUUCAAACCUACCAUGGAUCAAUUCCGUGACUUCCAGUGGUACAUCAGCAAGAUUGACAAGUAUGGAAUGCAGACAGGAAUCGUCAAAGUUGUCCCCCCAAAAGAAUGGCUCGAAGCACAAAAGCCAUUGGAUGAACAAGUGAAAUCGAUUCGGGUCAAGAAUCCUAUCAUGCAAGAAUUCCAUGGCUCGCAUGGCACCUACACUCAAGCGAAUAUUGAACGUCAACGGACCUACAACUUGCCGCAGUGGAAGGCUCUUUGCGAGGAUGGAAGUCACCAGCCGCCGGCUCGCCGUGGAGAACGACGUCGCAACGUGGAGCGUACGAGCCAAGCUGCCCCUACCCCCAAGCCUCAGCCUGAUCCUCGCCCCGAUGGCCAAAAGCGCCGGCCUGGGCGACCUGCCAAGCGUGCCAAGGUAAAGCAAGAACCAACAGACGACACUGAAAAGUCUAAGCUGGAAGGCCCGCCCACGCCUGUGUCGCCCGAGUCAAACCCCGUCGAGACCAAAUCUGAAGAUUUGAGUGAAGGCGAAUCUCUUCCCGCUGCGAAGCCGAAGGGGAGACAAGCCAAGUCUGUCUCUUCGCGACGAAGGAACAACCGUGGAGAAACCGUAGAUACGACCGACGACGCCGCGUACGAAGGAUUUGAUUAUCGGAUUCACGAUAACGAUGAGUACACAGCCGAGCGAUGUGAGGAGCUGGAGACCGCAUACUGGAGGUCUCUCAUGUUCAACAACCCAAUGUACGGCGCGGACAUGCCUGGCUCGCUCUUUGACGAUUCGACGACGUCAUGGAAUGUUGCAAAGCUUCCAAAUUUGCUCGAUGUACUGGGACAGAAGGUUCCAGGAGUCAAUACAGCCUAUCUGUACCUGGGAAUGUGGAAGGCCACUUUUGCCUGGCACUUGGAAGAUGUUGACCUUUACAGCAUCAAUUACAUCCAUUUCGGUGCACCGAAGCAGUGGUACAGCAUUUCACAGGAGGACGCACCUCGGUUCGAAGCCGCGAUGCGUAGCAUUUGGUCGAGCGAUGCGAAGAACUGCGAUCAAUUUUUGCGCCACAAGACUUACCUGGUCUCACCCAGCCUGCUCAAGUCGCAGUAUGGUAUCACUGUGAAUCGAUUGGUACACUACGAGGGAGAGUUCGUCAUCACAUUUCCUUACGGAUACCACUCUGGCUACAACAUUGGAUAUAACUGUGCCGAAUCAGUGAAUUUUGCGACUGAGAAGUGGCUGAACUACGCACGUGUGGCCAAGAAGUGCAAUUGCGAAUCAGACAGCGUCUGGAUUGAUGUGGAUGAGAUCGAACGAAAAUUGCGUGGCGAGGCAACGCCUGAAUACUAUGUCACCUAUGAAAGUGACCUUGAGGAAGGCUUUGACGGUGCCUCUGAUCUUCUCACGCCUCCACGCAGUGUACCUGAGAAGGCCUCCACCCGUGGCCGAAAGAGGAAACAUGCGGGCGACGGGCCGAAUACCAAGAGACCUAAGCUCCACCCCGACGGCCCGCGAAAGACUCCAUGCCUUCUAUGUCCCAAUGAUCUGGAGUACGAAGAAUUGCUACCGACGGAGAAUGGAAACGGCUUUGCUCACAGGCGAUGUGCUACGUUUGUGGAGGAGACUUCUAUCCUUCGGGACGCUUCGGGCAAUGAGGUGGUCUGUGAUAUUGACCAGAUCCCUAAAGCUCGCCUUGGUCUCAAAUGUCUCUUCUGCCGUGAAGCUCGUGGUGCCUGUUUCCAAUGCAACUUUGGAAAGUGUACCCGGGCUUACCAUGCCACAUGCGCCAUGCUCGCUGGCGUACAGGUCGAACAUGGAUCCGUCGCUGUGAUUGCUGACGAUACCAAGGCAUACUCCCUUCCUAGCGUGGACCUCAAGUGCAAGUUCCAUCGCCAGAAGCGUGCGAAUAAUACGGAGCCCUCGGAUUUGGAUCGUCGAGUGAUUGAAGCUGCAUUAGGCCUCACCGAAGGAGAGUUGAUUCAGUUUCAAGCCGACAAGGAAAUCAAUGCUGCCAUUGUGAUCCAGAAUCGACCCGAAGAACGGACCUUAUUGGUCAAAGUUCUCCCCAGAGGGGAUGUGAUCGAGAUGCCAUACCGUUGGUACCUCGUGGUGCGGAAGAGCAACUUCCUACCCCUCGCGCCAGGGAUCCAACCCCUCCCGGCCCACUUGGCGCGGAAGCCCGACCAGAGGGACCUGGAAACCGCCCUUCCGGUCGCAGGAAGUGCUUUUGGCGACCAUCGGUCUCCCUAUCAAUGGGCCGAAUUCGAGACAGUGGAAUCAGUUACGAACCCAAGCACCCCACUUCCUGCCGUUCACUUGGAUAAAGAGGGACGGCUGUGGCAUUACUUGGGGGCGCAGUCCACCGAGAGUAGGGCACAGUAUACGCACAACCCUACUGUGCCCGUCCACAACCCGCGGGCUAAUUUCCUGGACAGCGUCAAAUCGCUUGGCGUGGCUGGUGUUGCUGCUGCUCGUGCAUUGAAGAUCCCACCCCACCAGUCUUUCCGUGCUCCCACCGCCCCUGCCCCUCCCUUCCAGCAAAAUCUUUACCCCCAACAACGGUUGCAACAACAAUCCGAAUCUCUGACCACCUCGAACGCCAACACCACCCCUCACCUACACUCCCGACCGCCCUUCUCUCCCGCAUCCCUGCAGCACCGUGCCCCUCCCCCUCCGCCUACUUCUGCUGCUGGUGUUGCUGCUGCUGGUCCUGCGAUGCCGUCGGCCUUUCGAACUUUACCGAAUCAAUCUACUCGUCAUGCCCCCUAUCCUUCGGUCACCAAAUCGCACGUUCAGCAGCAGCACCACCUUCCUGCCACCAACACCUUUGCCAACGUCCGUGAGCUUAUCUCCCGACGGCGCCUCGCUCAGAUCACCGAUCAUGCCAAUGUGUUCGCCGGGUAUACGAUUGUCAGCCCCGAGUUGGUGGUAGAGACCCUGCUGGGCCCUAUGGGCUCGAUUCCUCCUGCCAAUGGACUGGAGAAACUUGAGCUGGCCAUGGCCCAGCAGCGGGUGCAGCCCCGGGCGGCAGACGGUACCUUAUUGCCGCCGCAGACCCUUAACAUGCGGUCCGAAGAGUCAUCGCGAGCGGCUGGACGUGAUCCAGAAGAAAGAGUCCGAGGUGGGAAGAUGGAGACGAUUGAUCGAGGAAGCGUGGCCGCCGCCAAAGUCCCGGGUAAAUAUGCGUUCCUCGACCAGCAGCGGGCUCUGGCCCCCAAUGUCUACCAAUCACCAUACAACAUGCCAUCGGGCCUUUCUGAAUAUGCCAAGACUACCUACGGCUUAGUUCCAUCUCCCGAUGAGCCGCCAAAACCGUCGCUGGCAAACGAUUACUUUGCCAGCCUCUCUCCCGAAAACCAGGAGAAGAUCAUGAAGUCAUGCGGAAGCUUUGUACAACGUGCCAUUGAGCGCUCGGCUAGCCACAGCCGACAAAGCUCAGCGUCUAAUCUUCGGCUGUCAUCAGCUCUGGCCCAGCAAACGGAGAACCCCACCAUCGACAUCACGACGGUUGAGGAUCCACCCCUGUCUGGACUAGACCUGCCUCUUCAUGCAGAUUCCCCCUGUUCCAGCUUUGCCCGGUCGCAUUUGCGACUUGCCUCGCCUAAUGAAUUCCCCAUGCACGGGCCGGACCCCCAUCCCGAUCAUCAUGAUCUGUUCGGGGAUCAGCAAGCCAAUACUCGAUUCUGGCAAAAUGGGCCAUGGGUCGCCGGCGAUGGAAAUACCCCGAACGAAGAGCAUCGGCCUUUCUUCGGCCCGCAUGAACGACUUAAGCACGAUUAUGCAUCCUCUGAUAUCUCUUUAGGCCGAGGACCUGGAUCACUGCACUCCGUCGACAUGGCUGGCUUUGGUUUUGACGGACCAGACGAUCUCGCUGGCGGACUUAGUCCUUAA
Penicillium chermesinum is the source of this 4074-nucleotide messenger RNA. Its product is annotated as putative jumonji family transcription factor. The record is from RefSeq and is a predicted model, not a curated record. Gene Ontology annotation, cellular component: nucleus. The coding region runs from base 1 to 4074 and encodes 1357 amino acids. Gene Ontology annotation, biological process: chromatin remodeling. Lineage: Eukaryota; Fungi; Ascomycota; Eurotiomycetes; Eurotiales; Aspergillaceae. The transcript has 6 exons. Gene Ontology annotation, molecular function: histone H3K36 demethylase activity; histone H3K9 demethylase activity.